Aspergillus fumigatus Af293 is the source of this 1143-nucleotide messenger RNA. Its product is annotated as putative integral membrane protein Pth11-like. The coding region runs from base 1 to 1143 and encodes 380 amino acids. Lineage: Eukaryota; Fungi; Ascomycota; Eurotiomycetes; Eurotiales; Aspergillaceae. The transcript has 4 exons. The record is from RefSeq and is a predicted model, not a curated record.
AUGUCAAGUCCCUUCGGUGAGCCUCCUCCAGAUAUAGACCUCAAAGAAAACCACACGCCCAGGAACCAUGCCACGGUCCUGACAGUGUACAUUCUCGCCAUCGUUGCGGUUGCUUUACGAAUCACCGCCAGGCUAAAGGUGCAGCAAGCCAAUGUCCUGGCGGAUGACUGGUUGAUUUGUAUAGCACUUGUCUUUUCCGGCUUACUGAGCGCAAACAGAUCCCAGUCACAGCGAAUCUCGUCUGCACCAUUGCGGCUUCUGUUAGCAUAUGUCCUCAUCUAUGUCGUUGCUAUUCCCUUGAUCAAGCUCUCUAUCAUCCUGUUCUACCGCCGCAUCUUUGGCAUGAACUGGGUGAUGUGGAUUUGUGUACUCUUGACCGUUGGCUACUGGUUCUCAUGCACUGUUGCGUUCCUCGUUUGUUGCCGAACAUUAUCAUAUUACUGGACACAGUAUCGGGACCCCGGCGGGGGCAAAUAUAUCUUCAACCUCUACCCAUUCUACAUCGGCAACGCGGCGGCCAACGUCGCAACAGACGGUAUAAUCCUGAUGGUUCCCAUCCCUCUGGUCUGGAAACUCCAGAUGCGAACGGCACAGAAGGUCCUGGUGUCCAGUAUCUUCCUAUUGGGAGGAUUCGUGUGCGUCGCGAGCAUCGUCCGCAUCUAUUUCAUGACCCUCCUCAGCAGAUCUCUCGACAUUACCUGGAUUAUGGGCGACGUGUUCAUCUGGUCCAGCGUGGAACCGUGUAUCGGCAUUGUCUGCGCCUGUCUUCCAACCUUACAGCCUCUUCUCAAAUCCGCUCUCAAGCAUAUUCUCGGAUCCUCUCUGGUAGCAGGCAAAUUUGGCGCGAGUUCGUCUCAUGAGGUUGAGCUCCAGCGUAAAGCAAGAAUCCAGCGUGUCUCAAGUAGCCGUGAUAAACAUUGUCUCUUACGCUCCCUUGACGACAGCCAGCACAGAAACAAUGAUGAACGUUUGAUUCUCCGGCCUAAAGAGGACAAAGCAAUCUUGACGACAAAUUCAGAGCCUGCCGAAGACACCCAAUUCGCGGGGGACGAAUGUAGCGACGGUCAAAGAAUUGAAAACGAUUUCAUGUCGAUCCGAGUUCAUCGGGAAUUUCGGCGGCAAGAAGAGUAUACUGGCCGGUGA